Molecule: messenger RNA, 3354 nt
Organism: Penaeus indicus
Lineage: Eukaryota; Metazoa; Arthropoda; Malacostraca; Decapoda; Penaeidae
Product: inactive tyrosine-protein kinase 7-like
Exons: 20
Coding region: 1-3354 (1117 amino acids)
Biological process (GO): homophilic cell-cell adhesion; protein phosphorylation
Cellular component (GO): plasma membrane
Molecular function (GO): protein kinase activity; ATP binding
Source: RefSeq, a predicted model, not a curated record
AUGGUAGUCUCUGGUAAAGUAAACUGUACCAAUGGCUUUGUCUCCAGAAAUCGCAGUGGAUAUAAAUCAGUCAGUCCGUGUCGCUCUAUUUUCGGCUCGGAAUGGCGUGCCCGAGACAAGGAGAGAUGGGUCGCCGAGUCUUCCCGGGUGGUGUUGGCUGACCACCGUGAGCUGGAUUCCGUGAAGCCGGGCAGCACCGUGACGCUAAGGUGUCGUGUGGACGGCGGCCCGGAUCUCUACUAUGCUUGGAAGAGGAACGGCGAUUCGGUCUCGGGCCUCGGCGGGGUGACGGUCUCCCGGCGGCGUCUCACGAUCGACGACUUCGACCCCACCGUCCACAACGGCGUCUACACGUGCUCGGCCUCCAUCUACAAGCCAGGGACGCCCCAGCACCACGACGGCGCCCGCCCCUCGCACCUCACGGCCACCACCACCGCCUUCCCGCUCGUCCUCGCGAUUAAAGAUCCACGGCUUCCCUCGAUAGUGGACGUCCCAGAAUCCCAGGUGGUAGGGCCGGACCGGGGGGCCUUACUCAAGUGCAGCUACGAAGAAGGGACGCUGACGGAGUGGUACCUUCAGGACAGCGGGCCUCUCACCAACAAUUCCAGACACCUCGUGCUGGGAAACGGAAGCCUGCAGAUCCUGGCCGCCAGCAUGGGCGACGAGGGCGUGUAUAAGUGCGUGGGCGUGCAUCCCGACCGCGUAGAUUCCUCCUCGUACGCUGCUACACUCACCCUUGCCUACCUAGACGACAAGACGCCACCCACGCUGGAGCCAGGACCCAACAUCCGGGCGAGUCACGUCGUGGGCAAGGGCGGGCGUCUGCGCGUGAUCUGCCUGCCCCCGGCGGGAUUGCCGCGCCCCGAGGUGACGUGGGUGGCGCCGCAGCUGCAGAAGCUCCAGUCGUCGGGCUCCAUCCAGGUGGACGGCGCGGCGCUGGUGGUCGAGGACGCCACUGAGGACCACGCGGGGAACUACACCUGCAUCGUGUCCAACCUCGCAGGAAACGCGUCGCUGGCGCUCGAACUCGUCGUCACCAGGAAACCCGAGGUACAAAUGAUGACGUCAUCGGUCUCCGUUCUUGAAGAGGAGACAGGUCGACUCGAAUGCAGGAUGGACACGUCGCCGCCACCUUACACGAACGUCUCCUGGACUCGGGACGGACACCCGGUGAGCGUGGACGACUACCGCGUGUCUCUGUCGGGGAUGGGCGAGGGCGUGAGUCAGGGCGUAUCUGUUUUGCGGAUCCGAUGGGCGCGCUUGGAGGACGUGGGUCUGUACGUGUGCGUCGUGACCACAGAAGGACACCCGCCCGUUCACACCAUGCCGGCGAAAUUCGACGUUAUAGAGCGACUGAAGUUCUCUCCUCGGCCGCUGGAUUCGCGAGUGGAGGUUGGAGGGAACGUGAGCAUCCCAUGCGAGGCUAGGGGGGAGGUGACCCCUGAAGUGACUUGGUAUCGGCCUAAUGCUACUAAGCUGGUGGAAGCCGCCAGUCGAGAGAACAUCCAGGUGACGGACGGGACGCUGGAGGUGAUCGGGGCGGAGCUUCAGGACAGCGGUGUUUACGUCUGCAUGGCCUCGUCGCAGCAGGGCACGAUCAACGCCUCGGUCAACUUGGCUGUUAUAGAGAGCCCCGUGAUGGAGUGGGUGACGCCCAGCCCCGUGCAGGUGGACAAGGGAGCCACGCUGGUGCUGGAGUGCCGCGCGAGGGGGACGCCCAAACCCUCUAUACACUGGGACUACAACCACACGCCCAACGCCUUCGAUCCGGACAGGGUGGAGAUGCAUGGCAACGGCACGCUGCAGCUGUCGGGCGUACGACGUGAGGACGGCGGGGUGUACGGCUGCACGGCGGGCAAUAUGGGCGGGUUGGUGCGGGCGGAAAUCACCGUUAGCGUUUCGGGUGAAAGCAUCCAACCUCUGGGCAGAACUGUAGGCGUGGCAGUCGGAGGCGCUGCCGCCUACAUAGCCCUGGUUGGCGCCAUGCUCAUCUACUGCCGGCAGCGCAGACUGAGGCUCAAGAAUUCGCCUCCUCACACGCGAGGUAUGGCGGUCGGGGCGGCUCUAGAGAAGCCUUCAUUACCUCAUGUUUUUUCUUUUCUUUUCCCUCCUCCAGGCGAGGGAAGCGAGGAGGCGCAGAGCCCCGAGGAGCAGGAGCGGCUGAUGUACACCGCCCGGCAGAGCGGCGCCCUCGACGGCGACAUCCGCGAGUUCGGGGCGGCGACGUCCAAGCCCGGCGCACAGCUUGACCCCGCGUGCCAGGUGCAGCUGUCGCAGGUGUCGACGCACACGCUCGGCACCUCCACGCACCUGGGACUCUCGCAAGCGUCGACGAAGACCAUGGGCGGUUCCUCGGUGUCGACGCAGCACUCGUCUCCGCAGCAGGCCAACUCCUCGCCCUCCGCCCAGAGCACCGCUCAGGCCGGCCCGAGCGACGCCAUCUACCCACGCCAUGAGGCUUCGAACCACGCGGGCCAAGACAAGGCCAAGAUCCAGAGGGAGAACAUCCAGGUCCUUCUCACGCUCGGUCGCGGAGAAUUCGGCGAGGUCCAGUUGGCGCGACUGAGGACUUCGCCUGAGGACUCGGACGGCGAAGACACGCCCCCCGACCCCGAUAAGCUGGUUAUGGUGAAGGUGGUGAGCACGAGGGACGAGCAGCUCCUGGCCGAGGUGUGUCGUGAGGCGGCCAUGUUCAGUGGUCCUCCUCAUCCGCAUGUGGUCUCUGCUCUGGGCCUCUGCACCUCCCACACGCCGCAUCUGCUUGUGACUCAGUACACCGACUGGGGCGACUUGAAGCAGUUCCUGCUGGCCACGAGAAAGGAGUCCCCGCGUCCUCUGGGUAGCCUGCGUCCGCCGCCCUUGACCUACCAGCAGUGUCUCAGCUUAUCUUUGCAGGUCGCCGAGGCCUUGGAGUAUCUGAGCGGGAGGCGACACACCCACAAGGACGUCGCCGCGAGGAACUGCCUUAUCACCUCCAAGCUGCAGGUGAAGCUAGCUGCUCCGGCCCUCACCAGGGACGCCUACCAGGCCGAGUAUUGCACCUACAGGAACCAGGUGCUGCCGGUGAGAUGGCUGGCGCCCGAGGCUCUUCUCGAGGACGAAUACAGCAUGAAGAGCUCCGUGUUCUCGUGGGCUUGGCUCGCGUGGGAGGUCCUCACGCAGGCAACUCUUCCGCACUCGACUAUCACUGAUCAGCAGGUGAUGGCAGCCGCGCAAAACGGAGACCUCCAGUGCGCGCCGCCUCCAGGGACGCCGGCGGACCUUGGCAGUCUCCUCUCCUCGUGCUGGCAGCAGUCCCCGAAGGCUCGUCCCGCCAUCCAGUCCGUGGUCGAGACGCUGAAGACCCUCUCCUGA